This is a messenger RNA of Rotaria sordida, 309 nucleotides long. The record is from the annotation of a GenBank genome assembly. NCBI's taxonomy places the organism in Eukaryota, Metazoa, Rotifera, Eurotatoria, Philodinida, Philodinidae.
AUGGAUCCAUCGCAAAAAUAUGCCAAUAUUUCAUGUAUUUUAGACGGUCGUUGGUCAUUAAAUCAUUUAACUUUUCAAUUAAGAUCUAUAUCAUCCAGUAAAUUGAAAAUAAUUAUUGGUGAAUAUACAAUGAAAAAUAAUCGAACAGGAAAAAUUGCUUUUCUAGCUGAUUCUCAAUGGACAUUGAUACUAUCAGUUGAUGGAAAUCAACAACCUGGUAUUUAUGAUAAAAUUCAAUUCGAUUAUGCUGGUUUUAAUUAUACGUAUUAUUUUGGAUAUGGUUCAUAUCCACAUUGUCCUCGAUGUUAA